AUGUCAGGAUAUCCCGCCCUUCUCCUGCGAGCGGAGCAGAAGCCCCUCGAGCACCGAUCCUUCUCUCCCGCCGUCAUCAAGUCUCUGAUCGAAGCCGGCUACCCCGUCACCGUCGAGCGCUCCUCCACCGAUCCCAACUUCAAGCGGAUAUUCGAGGACUCAGAAUACGAGGCUGCCGGGGCCAAGCUUGUCGAAUCCGGCGUCUGGCCAAAUGCCCCCCAGGGAACCAUUGUCCUUGGUCUCAAGGAGCUCCCCGAAGAAAACUUCCCUCUCAAGAACGACUUCAUCCACUUCGCCCAUUGCUACAAGGGCCAGAAGGGCCAUCAAGAGGUUCUCAGCCGAUUCCCCCGAGGCGGCUCUGUACUUUACGAUUUGGAAUUUCUGGUCGACUCUGUAGGAAGACGUGUUUCGGCAUUUGGCUAUCAUGCUGGUUUCACUGGCGCUGCUCUUGGCGUCAAGACCUGGGCCUGGCAGCUCGCUCACCCCGGCGAGAAGCUCCCCUCAGUCGCCACAUUCACCGACGGCCGAGGCUACUACAUGAACGAGGACGAACUUGUUGAGCAGAUUCGCAAGGAUCUUGCAGAGGGCGAGAAGAAGCUGGGACGUAAGCCUACUGCUUUCGUCUUGGGCGCCCUUGGUCGAUGCGGUACCGGUGCCUGCGACCUGUUCCUCAAGGCUGGUCUUCCCGAGGAGAACCUCACCCGCUGGGAUCUCGCCGAGACCAAGGACCGUAACGGUCCUUACAAGGAAAUCGCCGAGCACGACAUCUUCCUCAACGCCAUCUACCUCUCCAAGCCCAUCCCCCCCUUCGUCAACAACGACCUCCUGUCACAAGCUGGCCGCAACCUCAGCGUUGUCAUCGACGUCUCGUGCGAUACCACCAACCCUCACAACCCCAUCCCCAUCUACGACAUCAACACCACCUUUGACGAUCCCACCGUCCCUGUCAAGGUUGAGAACGACCAAAACUCAACGCCCCUCUCCGUCAUCAGCAUCGACCACCUUCCCUCCAUGCUUCCUCGCGAGGCCAGCGAGUCAUUCAGCGAGGGCCUCAAGGAGUCAUUGCUUCAGCUCAAGGACCGAAGCACAGCCAGAGUUUGGGCUGAUGCCGAGAAGCUGUUUAACGAAAAGGUGGCACUGCUCCCAGAGGCGCUGCGCACCAAGGAGGUUUAAAGGACAAAGGGAGAAAACGAAAAACAAAUGUUAAUGAAGAUGAUCAAUGAGCAUGGGAUUAAAAAAUGUUAGGGUAAUAGAAACGGGAGCAUAAAAAUGGGACGCUUUGAUAUACGCUGAAGAGAAGUAUAUAAAGUGCAUAGAGAAGUUGACUCCUACGGGCUUCAUCAAAAUGAAUACAAGUGGCCGAUUGGCUUGAUGUUAUUACAAAUCAAUUCCUUAAAUGCUGAAUCUGGUGCAACCAAGUGGUUCUGUCAAUGUGUGUUUAUACGCUUAGUUUCAUUCUCUACGGCGAGUAUAGUCUACACAAAAGCUUGAAUUCCUGUGAUUGCUCUGCCCAAUAUCAAACUGUGAAUAUCGCUCUGUCCCUCAUACGUCUGUGUCACAAACAAGUUCGCAACAUGUCUUCCAAUGUGAUACUCAUCGCUCACGGCGUUUCCUCCAAAAACCUCCUGCAGCACACGCACGUUUCGCAGCGCAGCGUCGCAGUUCUGUCUCUUCACCAUGCUAAUCAUCUCCGGCGUCACCUUGCCCUCGUCCUUGAGGCGGCCGACCUGCACCGCAGCCAGGGUGCCAUAGGCGGCGUCGGUGGCGGCGUCGGCGAGCUUCUUCUGGAUGAGCUGGUACUUUGCCAGCGGGUUGCCCUUGAACUGCUUGCGCUCCAGGGAGUAGGUGCGGGCGCGGGCAAUGGCAUCCUCGAGAGCGCCGACUACGCCGAGGGAGAUGCCGUAUCUUGCGCUGUUGAGGCAGCUGAACGGUCCCUUGAGGCCUUCGACUUCGGGGAACAUGUUUGCUUCCGGGACGGGGACGUCGUCCAUCUGGAUCAUGCCCGUGAUGGAGGCCCGAAGGCCAUUCUUGUCCUUGAUGGCGGGCGUCUCCAGCGUGCCGGGAGGGCAAUCCUUGCGCUCAACCAGGAAGCCCCUGAUCUUGCCCGUCUCCUGCAGCUUGGCCCACACCAGCAGCACGUCGGCAAUGGGGCUGUUUGUGAUCCAGGUCUUUGCGCCGCUCAGAGACAAGUAGCCCUUCUUCGUCGGGUGCGGCUUCGCGAUGCUCUCCAUGCUGCCCGGGUCGCUGCCGUGGUUGGGCUCCGUCAGGCCAAACGCGCCAAUGAGCCUGCCCCUGGCCAUCUCCGGGAGGAAUCUCUCCUUUUGCUCUGCGCUGCCGAACUCGUAGAUGCCGCCCAUGACGAGGGACGACUGGACGGACAUGCCUGAUCGGUAGCCGCUGUCGACGCGCUCGACUGCCCGUGUGAUGAGGCCGCCGGCUACUGAGGAUACGCCAGCACAUCCGUAGCCCUUGAUACCGGAGCCCAGAAGGCCUAGCUCGCCCAUCUCUUCGAGGAUCUUGGGGUCGUAGUGUUCGUCUCGGUAGGCCUGCAGGACUCUGGGCUGUAGCCGCUCUUGGCAGUAUCUCUCUGCCGUCUCUGCAAUGGCCAGCUCCUCCUCGGUAAAGAGAUUCUUCGCAUUCAGAGGAUCCUGCCAGUCGAACGCGGGGCCGGCACCGGUAGCAUAGCUUCUCGCAGCAAUUGGCCUCGCCGACGCCGCAUUGCGGGCAAAUGCCCUGAAGGAUUGUCGCAGCAUAUUCAGUGAGUUUCAAAAAAAGAAUUGACAGAUUGGUAUCAAAGGCGUGAG
Molecule: messenger RNA, 2804 nt
Organism: Trichoderma atroviride IMI 206040
Lineage: Eukaryota; Fungi; Ascomycota; Sordariomycetes; Hypocreales; Hypocreaceae
Cellular component (GO): cytoplasm
Molecular function (GO): saccharopine dehydrogenase (NAD+, L-lysine-forming) activity
Source: RefSeq, a predicted model, not a curated record